AUGGUCGCUCUCACCGCCGACUCGCUCUGCUCCACUUCCGCCUGCCUCUCCUCGGCGAGCGGCAGCGUUACCAUCGGCGACGCACGAGGGUGGAACGACGCGUUCGGCGUCGGCCUAACGGCUGCCUACGGCAUAAACAAGCUGCUCCACGUUCCGCUCAACACUUCAAUCAUCUUCAAGUACGGCGGAACGCAUACGGACGCCUUCGGCGACUGCACUCUGAGCGGCACGCGAGUCGCGAGCUUCGAUCACGGCGGAGGAUCAACGGGCGGCGACUUUCCAAACCAGUACUCGGCCGUCGUCACGGCUCCCGGCGUGCUCCACUUCCUCUGCGAGCCACACUGCUUAUCGGGCCAGAGGAUGCGGGUCGCCGUCGGCAUGGAGUCGGUGCCGGGCGAGCUGCAGCUACUGUGGGGCACCUCCUCCGCCACGGGGGUCAAGACGCUGCACGGCCGCUCGUUCGACGGCAAGGACUGGGACGCGGCCAAGCUGAUCGCGCCCCUGCUCUGGUCCUGCGACGCGGACGCGUGCGAGGCCGAGCUGCCUACCUCCUCCGCCUCCGCGGGGAUGGGGAUGGGGAUGGAAGACGAGUACGACCAGCUCACCUACUCCAUCGAGGUGAUCACCGCGGGCCCUGCCGCGAACGAGACGCUCGCCGCGCGCUUCCUCCAGCAGGCCACGUUCGGCUCGACGCGCGCGGACAUUGCGCAUGCCCUCAAGCUGCCCGCCGCGGACCUCUCGCUCCGCCUCGAAGGUCGGUCCGGCGACGGCUACGCCGACGGCAUCCUGACGGAGGUGAUCAACGGCACCGCCGCCCACGCCGGCUGGGCAGCCCUCGACGACUCUGUGCCGUACUUCGUCUGCACCGUGACAGUCACGUGGUGGCAGGCGCCAUCGCCUCGGCCGCGGGUCGGCAGCCGCGUCGUCCUCGGCGAGGCGGCCUGCCCGCAAGGGCCGUGCAACAACAAUUGCCCGCGCUUCACCGUGACCAACCCGCCCGUCGCCUUUGUCCACUUCCCACCCGCCGGCGCAGUCGUGGCGAACCUCACCUCGCUCGCGCCAAACUACGACCUGAGCGGCCUCGUCGAGCUGUCCGGCGGCAACGACGGCAGCGCCACCGACCUCGCGGCGUGCACCGGCGAGUGCGACUCCGACGCCCAGUGCGCCGCCGGGCUGAGGUGCUUCCAGCGCUCGAAUGGCGAGACGAUUCCCGGCUGCUUCGGCCCCGGAGGGGGCAGGAACUGGGACUACUGCUACGACCCGUGCAUCCCCCAAGAGCACGCCUCGUCGGUGCUGACCGCGAUCAACAGCAGCGACGGCGCGGCGAGCUCGAGCAUCCGAGACAUCAGCAUCACAGGCCCGUGCGGCGGCGCCUUGCGCGGCGCCUCGAUCUCCGACAAGGAGCGGGGCGGCUGCUGGCGGCACGUCCACCCGGAGACAGGAAACGUCUACGACUUUUCGUAUUGGGUCUCCGCCCACGAGGGCAUCGCGCGAGCGGAGCAGCGCUACAACCCGGUCGCCGCGCCGGCGCGCGAGGGCAAAGCCUACAUGACCUUUCCCGACAACAUCUGCACCUACUCCCGCACCGACAUGCGCUGCUGGAGCGACUACAAGCGCUACUUUCAGUUCGUCGGCCUGCUCGACGAGACGCUCGCCUUUAGCGCGUUGCCUCUGCCUCUGCAGACGGCAGGAGUGGCACCUGCGGGCGCGGUCGGCACGCGGCGCGCCGAAGGCUUCGAGGCGUGCGGCUCCCCGGGUGAGACGGCCAACGACCCGCGCCUGCCGAACAGUUUCGGCGGGGACCGGGAGAACUCGCGCGCGAUGGGGCCCAACAAUGUCGCCGUGUACGCGCACGACCAGUUCCGGCAGCGCGCCGCCUGGGCGCUUUCCCAGGUCCUCGUGGUCGGCGCGGACAAUGACGAUGACCCGGAGCGCUGGCUGGCCUACUACGACAUUUUCGUGCGGCACCCCUUUGGCAGCUUCCGCGACGUGCUCCGGGAGGUUUCCUACUCCCCAAUCAUGGGGGACUGGCUCCCCUACGAGGGGGUGCGCUCGCGCGCGCUCUCGGGCAAGUUCCCCGAGG
This is a messenger RNA of Emiliania huxleyi CCMP1516, 2083 nucleotides long. RefSeq lists its product as hypothetical. NCBI's taxonomy places the organism in Eukaryota, Haptophyta, Isochrysidales, Noelaerhabdaceae. The annotation marks the transcript as partial. The record is from RefSeq and is a predicted model, not a curated record. The transcript has 5 exons.